AUAUAUCAAUAACGUUGUGCAAUACCAAGAGUACGCGUCUAAUCUUGGCUGUACAAUUAUUCGCAUCAUCGUUAUGUAAUAACUAUGAAGAAUAGACGAAUAGAGACGUAGCAUGAUAUAUUCUAGUAGUUUCUGAGAUAUCACUUCAUUUGUAAUUUUCACUACCAAAGACUCUAACGUUUUUCGAGAAAACAAGCAUUCACUGACAUCAGAUUCGUUCUUCCGACUCGCUCAAGAUCUAUAAUUAGUCAUGGCUGAAAUACCUACUCUUGCACUUUCCAAUGGAUACAAAAUGCCAGCUCUUGGUCUUGGAACAUACCAGUCGCGCCCUGGUGAAGUAGAAAAGGCCGUAAUGGAAGCAAUAGACCUAGGAUACCGUCAUAUAGACACUGCAUUCUUUUAUGGAAAUGAGAAAGAAAUCGGUGAGGCAGUUCAAGCGAAAAUCAAGGAUGGAACUGUGAAAAGGGAAGAUCUCUUCAUUACAACUAAGCUCUGGAAUAAUUUUCACAAAGAAGAAAGAGUGGUCCCAGCAUGUAAGAAAUCUUUAGAAAAUCUUGGAUUAAGUUAUAUAGAUCUUUAUCUGAUUCAUUGGCCAUUUGCCUUCCAGGACGGUGAUAAUUUGUUGCCUAAGACUGAAGAUGGGACUCUUAUUAUGUCGGAUACCGAUUAUCUUGAAACUUGGAAGGGAAUGGAAGAAUGUGUACGAUUAGGAUUGACUCGUAGUAUUGGAAUAAGCAAUUUCAACGAAGAACAAAUCACUCGUUUACUCGGUGCAGCUAAGAUUUUGCCCGUAAAUAAUCAGGUUGAAGUAAACAUAAAUUUAAAUCAAACACCAUUGAUAGAAUUUUGUAGAAAACACAAUAUUACGAUAACCGGAUUUUCUCCGCUGGGGCAACCCGGAAAUAGAUUUGGCGUGCCAAAUUCCUUGGACAAUCCAAAACUAAUAGAGAUUUCGAAAAAGUAUAAUAAAACAACAGCUCAAAUUGCUCUAAGAUACAUAUUGCAACAAGGAAUCGCCGUCAUUCCGAAAACAGUAACAUCAAGCCGACUAAAAGAAAAUCUAAAUAUCUGUGAUUUUUCUCUAACCGAUCAAGAAAUGGCGACCAUAGCGACAAUUGGCACGGGACAACGCGUUUCGCGAUUUCUAGAUGCGCAAAAACACAAAUAUUAUCCAUUCAACAAAUAGAAGUUUCAUUACAUACGAGUAAAAUGGCAGGAAACAGCUCGUCAAAUUCAGUAUAAAUUAAUAGUGAGGUAUAUCCCCUUUGAACUUACAUAAUCCCACGCUGUAAUUCGGCACUCGUUUGACCCUUAUGUAGUCAAUUAGAUUUAUUGAAUGCCAUGGAAAAUUUCGAUGCUUCGUACGGUGUGACGUCAUACAGCGUAACAAAGCAGACACCGUCAUGGACAAGGCUAAUUGCAUUUAGCCAGUACUAACUAUGAUUACAAAAUACAGACGUAUAUCGUGGGUAAAUAAAAUUGCGUAAAAAAAAUAUUUGUCAAACAGUAGAGUGUAAUCUACUUUUUACAAAAAUACUGAUAAAGUACCUUUCCAAUAUCUUAUGGUACACCUGCAAUGUUGAAAACAGCAUGCAAUCGAUAUGGCGAUAAAUGUAUUCUAGCAACUAUGAAAGGAAACUUGUUCCAAGAACGUAUGACGCACUGACAAAUCGAAUUUCCGUAAUUGUUGGAAACGUGAUGGCGGAAACGUGAUCAACGGACU
Eufriesea mexicana is the source of this 1723-nucleotide messenger RNA. Its product is annotated as aldose reductase-like. The transcript is spliced from 7 exons. Bases 251 to 1186 code for a protein of 311 amino acids. Lineage: Eukaryota; Metazoa; Arthropoda; Insecta; Hymenoptera; Apidae. Gene Ontology annotation, molecular function: oxidoreductase activity. The record is from RefSeq and is a predicted model, not a curated record.